UAAAUGUCAGCUCGAGGCCGCUAGGGAGGCCAAAGCCGCUGGGACACAGGGCUCUAUUGAGAAAGGAAAGAACAACAUAAAAAAAAAGGGAAAAAAAAAAAUAAAUGAGCCGGGCAGAAGGCCAAGCCGGGAGCGCCGAGGGACGUGCCCGGAGUGGGGAAGCGGAGCGAUUCGGGGGGCGAGCCUGCCCGAAAUGUGGGGAGCGCCGGCCGCCCCGCGGGGCCACCCCGCUCCCCCCUGCUUGCUGCAGGUGGCCUGGCUCCUGGCGCUGCACGCAGGUCUGCUGGCGGGGGUGAACAUCACCAGCCCCACACCACUGGUCCGCGGCACAGCAGGCAAAGCGGCGCUGCUGUCGGUGCGCUACGCCAGCGCCAGCGCCGACAAGCCAGUGGUCAAGUGGCAGCUGAAGCGUGACAAGCCCAUCACCGUCGUCCAGUCCAUUGGCACCGAGAUCAUUGGCAACCUGCGGCCCGACUACCGCGACCGCAUCCGGGUGCUGGAGAAUGGCUCGCUGCUCAUCAACCCCCUGCAGUUGGCUGACGAAGGUGCUUACGAGGUGGAGGUGUCCAUCACCGACGACACUUUCACUGGCGAAAAGACCAUCAACCUCACUGUGGACAUCCCCAUCUCGAAGCCGCAAGUGCUGGUGGCCUCCUCAACUGUGCUAGAACUCAGCGAGUUCUUCACCCUCAACUGCUCGCAUGAGAACGGCACCAAGCCCACCUACACCUGGCUGAAGGACGGGCGGCCACUGAGCAACGAUUCCCGCCUGCUCCUCUCUCCUGACCAGAAGAUCCUCACCAUCACUCGUGUCCUCAUGGCAGAUGACGAUGUCUACAGCUGCUUGGUGGAGAACCCCAUCAGCCAUGGCCGUAGCAUCCCCGUGAAGCUCACCGUCUACCGCCGGAGUUCCCUCUACAUCAUCCUCUCCACAGGCGGCAUCUUCCUCCUUGUCACCCUGGUGACCGUUUGUGCCUGCUGGAAACCCUCCAAGAAGUAUGGCUGGGGGGAGAAGCGACAAGCGGAGACACAACCGGCCUCCGAAUACGCUGAGCAGGACGAGGAGCGCCUGAAGCACGAGGCCGAGGGCAUCCCGCGGAGCGGCGAGCAUGAGCGCAAAAACCCGGUGGCCCUGUACAUCCUCAAGGACAAGGACUCACCGGAGGCGGAGGAGGAUUCAUCACCCGAACCCCGUGGUGCGGUUGAACCGGCCUACACCAGCUCACCCAUCCCAGCGGCCGGCCGCUCGCCAGGACCGGUGGGGCGUUCGACUCGUCGGUACCAUCGGUCGCCGGCCCGCUCACCCGCCUCCACGCGCACGCACAGGUCACCGCCAGGGUCGCCGGUGCGGUCCCGGGGAGCCCCGCGGCUGCUGCGAACUGCUGGCGUCCACGUCAUCCGGGAGCAGGAGGAGGCCAACGCCGUGGAGAUCAGCGCCUGAGCGGGGGGGGACACGUGCGCGCUGGGGGGGCGGCAAGUGAGUGGGGACGCUGGUACAGCCCCGCUCCCGCCUCUGGGCAUCAUCGUUUGGCUGGGCGUAAAGUCACUAAUUUGCUAUUGAUCCCACCCGGAGCUCCCCUCUUCCGUCCCCCCCGACUCCCUGGGGUGUCGCUUGGAUGACUUUCUCACCGGGACGUGGGUGCAGGGAGCGUGUCGGAAGCACAUGCGCUUGCUGGGAGCGUGCAAGGGGGCAUGUACAGAGCGUGCGUGGAGUGUGCAGACGGAGGGUGCACACGGAGCGUGCAGGCAAAGCAUACACUUAGUAUGCAGGGAGAGCGUGCAAGGGGGCAGGCACAGAGCAUGCAGAGACAGCGUGGAGAAAGCGUGGAGGGAGUGUGCAAGACAGUGUGCAGAGAAAGCGUGCACAGCGUGUGCAGACUGAGCGUGCAGAGAGCGCGUACGUGGAACACGCAAGAGGGCAUGCGGGGAACAUGCAGAGAAAGUGUGCACACAGUGCACAGAGAAAGCGUGUGUGGAGCGUGCAAGAGGACAUGUGGAGGGAGCUCACACAGAGGGUGCCAACGCAGCAUGCAGGGAGCGUGCAGAGAGCGUGCACAGGGAGGGUUUGCACAGAACACACAAGAGGGCAUGUGUGCACUGGAGAGUGUCCACAGCGUGUGUGGGGAAGUCACGCAGAGCAUGCACGAAGUGUGUGGAGGGAGCGUGCAUGGAGCGUGUAAGACCGAGCGUGCCCCAAGCAUACAAGAGGACAUGCACAGUGCAUGUGGGCAGAGCAUGCCAGGGGCAUGCAGAGAGAGUGUGACAAAGGGUGCAAGGCAUGCACAAAGGUGUGCAGAGAGAGCACACACAGAGCGUGCAGGAGAGAGCACGAGGAGACAACAUGCACAGUGUGUGGAGAGAGCACGCGCGGGGCGUGCGGCCAAGACCGCAGGGACUGUGUGGAGAGAGAGCACACACGGAGCACGUGCAGACAGUCUGCACAGAGUGUGCAGAGUGUGUGUGCACGGAGCAUGCAGAGAGCACAAGUGUGCAGGGAGAGUCUGUACGGAGCGUGCGUGGAGCGUGUGGAGAGCACACACUUGCAGUGUUCGCACCGAGCGUGCGGAAGAAGCAUGCACGGAGCACGUGAGAAGAGCCUGUGGGGACCGUGCAGCUGAGACCACAUGUGGAGCACGCGUGAGCACGCUGGGAGCACGCCGAGCGAGCACACCCACACCUGGGCCGUGCAGCAGCGCCGUGACCCACCCUUCCAUGGCAUGUGGACCCCCGUGCGCGGGUGCCCAGCGCUGCGCAGAGCCGGGGCACACUCACGCUCACGCUCAGCCAAGCGCCCAUGCACACAGGCGGCCUGAAUGGGGGGCUCACUCCUCCCCCCCCAGCCCAGCUCCCUGGCUGCACCAUCCCCUAAACAUGGGCUCCAGCCCCCGGCCCAAGCGCUAGCCCUCUGCUGUGCCUGGAUUUUCUGGGAAAAUCCCUGGUUUUGGGGCGCGCACCCGUCUCCUCUCCCCCAGGCCUUCCCGGGAAAUAGGUUUAGGAUGAAAACCGGAGAGCCGGGCCCCGGGGCACCAGGGUGGGUGCCGGGGCACCCCGGGGCACGCUACUAACCAAUAAACUAAACAUGCUACCCGG
Molecule: messenger RNA, 3090 nt
Organism: Calidris pugnax (ruff)
Lineage: Eukaryota; Metazoa; Chordata; Aves; Charadriiformes; Scolopacidae
Gene: HEPACAM
Product: hepatic and glial cell adhesion molecule
Exons: 7
Coding region: 194-1441 (415 amino acids)
Source: RefSeq, a predicted model, not a curated record